Marmota monax (woodchuck) is the source of this 3801-nucleotide messenger RNA. RefSeq names its product G protein subunit gamma 7 (gene Gng7). NCBI's taxonomy places the organism in Eukaryota, Metazoa, Chordata, Mammalia, Rodentia, Sciuridae. The record is from RefSeq and is a predicted model, not a curated record. The transcript is spliced from 4 exons. The coding region runs from base 631 to 837 and encodes 68 amino acids. Gene Ontology annotation, cellular component: heterotrimeric G-protein complex. Gene Ontology annotation, biological process: G protein-coupled receptor signaling pathway. Gene Ontology annotation, molecular function: G-protein beta-subunit binding.
UCUGCCCUUGUGACCCAGGGCGAGGUUCCAGGAAGGCCUCUCCUACCCCAGGACACUGUCGGGGAAACCAGCCCCUUUGCGGUGGGGGACACUGCGCCCCUCGUGGUGGUGGGCGUGUGCCGUGGGAGGCCAGCCUGCUGCUGGGCACAGAGAGGCACGUCGCCAGGCCCUCAGGGGUCCGCACAGCUCUGUCAGGGGCUUCUGGUCUCUGGGUGGAAUCGAGUCACAAACCAGCCAGGCAGAGAGCCGCCACGGCCGCCUGGUCACCUCACAGGGACAAUCUGCUGCCCAGGUGGGGUGUUUCGAGGGCAGCACUUGGGGUGACCUCCAGGUACAGCAGCCAGGACCCCAGGCCUCGGGAGAGGUGGGCAACGGGCACUGAAUGGGCUUUGUGGCCAAGGCCCCUAGACGGUGCCACCCUGCGGCUGUGGACGACCCCAGGACGGGGGUCUCGCAGGCCACCAGGGACCAACGUGACGCAGGCUGCUGUGAGCCGGGUGCGUCCUGCCACCUCCCCUGCUUGCAGUGCCGCAGCUUGGCCUGGCGUGUGGAAGCGAGGGCUGGGUGACGGACGCGGUGGAGGUCGCUCCCGCACAGCUCCUGGACGUUGGCCCAGGCUGAUGGCAGACGAUGUCAGCCACCAACAACACAGCGCAGGCCCGCAAGCUGGUGGAGCAGCUACGCAUCGAAGCCGGGAUCGAGCGCAUCAAGGUCUCCAAAGCCUCCUCGGAGCUCAUGAGCUACUGUGAGCAGCACGCCAGGUCCGACCCCCUGCUGGUGGGCGUGCCGGCCUCCGAGAACCCCUUCAAGGACAAGAAGCCCUGCACCAUCCUGUAGCCGCCCGCACCAGCCACCGAGCUCAGCCAAGACCUGAGCCCUGAGAAGUGCUGGGCUGGCGGCCCCUCCAGGCCACGCCGGACGCCCAGCCCUGCCUGUCGCCAACACACACAGCCAGAGUCCGCGGCCAGCGGUUGUCCAGGACCCUCAGUGUCACGGGCUCAGCAAGGAGGCCGGGAGGGCAGCAAUUCCCUCUAAGUGGGGCAUCUGCAAAGAGUCCACGCUGGGCUGCCGGGAUGCGCCUUGUGUGACGAGCGGAGGUCAAGUUGGGGUGGGACGAGGCUGACAUCAUGAGAUUUGCGGGCAAUAUUCCUCCCUUCCACUUAAAACAGUGUCACUCCCCACGCUGAAACCCGCUUCUCAUGGCUGACCCAAGCUGAGCUGUGGGAGGAUGCACAGGUGGACUUCCGGGGUGGGGAGGGGCUCGUCUGUGAAACGCACCCUGUGAUGCCAAAUGUCACCCCCUGUGUGGCAUUUGCUACUCGGCCCCACCCUGUCCCUGGGGGCCCACCCGUCACAGACAGGCUUUGGGGAUCUGAGGUGGGGGGUGGUCGUGGGGCACUGUGCUGCUCGGUGGCCCUCCCUGGACCGUCCUCAUUUCCCCAGUCAACGUGGCCAUUUUUCAGACAGAAGUGCAGGCUGGGGGUCUGGGCCUGGUGGGUGCAGCCCGUGGCACGGAGCCCGGGAAGCACCUUCCAGUGACCUCAGAGGCCAGGCCUGUGGCCCCGGGGGGGGGGGGGCAGCGGCAGCUCAGCUCUCCACGUUUGGUGGGCAGGAGGGAGACCCAGGGUAGGGCCCAUGGCCUGCCUCCCCGCGGCCUUGGGAGCUUGGGGUGUCAUGGGCGGGGCUUUCUAAGGACGGUCACAGGCGCAGGCCGGAGAGGAGCCCUGGGCACCCUCCUGCAACCCUGCAGCCACUCCGGAGCCGUGUGUUAAGCAGCGGGGACCUUGGUGGCCCCGGGCCCCGGAGCCGGGCCAAGAAAACCAGCCAGGCUGCCCCUGUGACCCGACAGACAUCGGGGCGGAUGCCAGGACGGUCCCCGCCCAGCCGCCCCUGCAGGCCAGUGGGGCAGGGCCCGCAGCCUCCAGAUGACUCCCCAGGCAGCCCCCUCCUGGGGCGGGGGCAGAGGGAGAGGUCACUGGGUGGGACACAGCUCAGGAGACGUGGCGGGGGGCCUGGGCGGCCCUCCGGGUACCUCCUCGCGGCUCCCAGAGGGCACAGGCGCAGGGCAGGCCUGUCCAGCUCCCGGCUCUCUAUGGCUGGUCCAGGAGGCCGGGGCUUGGGGUCUGCCACACACUCCUGUGGUUGGCCAGAAGAGGACAGCCGGCCUCUGCCCCACCCGACAGGAGGCGGGAAAGGGCAGGGCCAGUGCCAGAAUGCCAGGGCCGGGGUAGGCGGCGGAGGCCCCAGAGCGACCUCUCGAGGGUGGCAGGGCAGGGCUGUUUCCUGGGGGAGACUGGCCCCCGCUUGACCGCCUGGGUCACCGGGAACAAUUCACCCAUUUCUCUCAAAAAGAAGCCUUAACCCUGGAGCUGGUGUCUGUCCCUGCAUGGCCGGCCUCUUCCUUUGUCCCCACUGUCCAGGUCCCCAGCCACCAGUCUCCCAGGAGGACAGUAGACCCUGGCCCCAGCAUUGGCAGCCCCCCGUGGCCAAACCCCUGUUCCCCCCACUUGCCCCGCCAGGGCAGAGGACGGGCACUGGGAAUCCGAGCCCAGGCCCAUGUGACGCCCCACAGCCGUGACCCCAGGGAAUGGCUGGGCAGCGGGACGCCCUGGGCGGAGGGUCAGGGUUGACCGGGCCUCCGGGCUCGGCCACACUGAGGCUUCUCGGCCAGCGGGUCCCAGCGCCCAGCCCUGCAGGGCCUCACAGGGUUGGGACAUGCUCUGGCCUGGAGGGAAGGACAGGCUGCCUGACUCAGGGUCAGCUGCCCCCGAGUGGUCGCCCAUCCUCAUCUGCCCGCCUCCUCCUCCAGGUGCCCCUGCCCCGUCCCCAAGCCGGGUCACCAGGUGCCCACAGGUUGGGCCUCGGGGAGGUGGCGACUGGCAGGAGCCCGAGCUUCCUUCUGAGCCGGGGCCUUUCCUGACCCUGCAGGUGACUCUCCAGAGCUUCCAGGAGCAGCCUCCCUCGCAGCCGGGCUGCCGCUGGCGCCCUGUAGGACACGUCCCCGGCACUGUUCUCUGGUCACCUCAGGUCCCUCGAGUGUGUCAGGGGAGGAGCUCUCAGGAGGCUCCGCGGCCCACCCACCCAGAGGGCAGGCGCCUGGGAGCAGCGGGCACUGUCUCCCCGCCUGCUCCAGGGUGCCCGGCCAGCGAGGGCCCCCACUGGAGGGAGGGGUCGCUGAUCUCAGGAUCCGCGUCCAGUCCCCACCUGGGGAAUCUGAGCGGUCCUGGCCAUCUCAGAAUGAGCUAGGACAUGCCGCCUUCUCCUACAGUCCCCAAAGGUGACCCCAGAACAAAGUGGCCUCCAGGGAUGGCAGAUGGCAGAAGGUGCUUGUCUGUCUUUCUGCCCUGUCCCUUUGAUGGUCCAGCAGCGGCCUCCUCCAGGCAGACGCUGGGCCCUCAGGCAGCUCAUCCCAGCUCCUCCGGCUGGUCCUUAACUGACCCAGUCCUGCCACCCCAGCUGGGGGGACGGGGCAGGACAGGACCUCAGACCCCGGCUGGAGCCCGGGGACAGGACAGUUACAGGCCAGCCAGGCAAAGCUCUGCCCCCUGGCUGGCCAGGCCGCCCCAGGCCCAGUCCCCAAAGCCUGGGGACUCGGGUGGUCCCAGCCCCUCCCGUCGGGGACUCUGUUGCCAAAUGCCCCAAAGACCCUCGUCCCCAGCAGCUCCACCCGCCCUGCCCCUGGACGUUGGUGGUUUCUUUCUAAGACCCCAGCUGUGCCACACCCACCUUCUGCCCGUUUUGAUACCAUGUGGAACCCUUGUCAAGAGUGACUCACACUCAAUAAAGGCCCCAGUGCUUCUC